AUCAAACUGGGGUGAAAGCCACCACAUUGUAAAAAUGGCGACAUGUCUGACGUUAAUUCAAGUCAAAAAAUGUUGUUGUCUGUGAGCAGAGGAAAAAAACACAGAGGCAUGAUGACCCCGAGCAGAGGUGAGUGCGCUGGGAGAAGUUUUGUGCUCACACACAUCUCACUCCCAUCAACCCAACAUCUGAGCUCAUGUUGUGAGAGAAGUGGCGCAGCCCCUCAGCUCAGCGUGAGCUGCGCAGACCGCUCAAACUUUCACUGCGCUCUCGCUCUCAUGUGUUCAGACUUGUACAACAACUUUGUCCCAACUCAUUGUGCUGCGUAGAAAAGUUCCCUGCGCAAACUAUGUGCGCUGAUUGCCCAACUUCUUGCGGGGAGAAGGACCCUUGCUGCCAAGUUUUAAACUCAGGCGGCGGGAUGGCGUCGCAAACGAAGCCGGACACCGGUCAUCGUGUUGAGGGUGUUUGUCAGAGAGGAUGCGGGCUCCUGCUGUCCGGUGAGGACAGAGACAAAGGGGAACACUGCUGCGUGGACGCGCUCCGCACGGUUACCGACGCGCUGGAAGAAAGACGCGCAACUUUGGAGCACGAAGCCCGGAUGGCGAGGCUCAGGUGGAACAGGAGGGAGCAGUUCCUGUUGGCCCAGGUGUCAACUCUGCAGAACGAGGCUCAACUCGCUGCUCUCCAAUACCAACGGAGACUGCACCAAUACAUGCUGCACAUCAGUAGCAUUGCAGAACAAGUCAUUGGCUACUGCAAGGGUGAUUUGAAGACCACUGCUGACACGCAGAGCCACAUAUCAGAGGAAGCAACAUGUGCAGAUGGAGAGCCACAGGAGCAAGUCAAAGCACCUGAGGUGAAUGGAAAGGAGUUGUCCAAGUCCAGCCAUGAGGAGACUGUGGAGGCCUUUCGCGCUGCCAAGGACCCCGUCGUGGUGCAGGUCAUCAGGCGGACCCCCAGCGGCCGCCCCCAUGGCCCCCCUCAGGAAAUCCAUGUGGUGGAUGUGUGCACUCAGACCGACAUCACCUUUGAACACAUCAUGGCGCUGGCAAAGCUGCGUCCUUCGACCCCUCCUGUGCCUGACGUCUGUCCCUUCCUGCUCUCUGACAGCUGUCAUUCUCUUCAUACAAUGGAGCAGGAUUACUAUGAAGGGACAGACUACCUCUCCCCUGUUCCAGCUGAUGGAGAGAGGACAGAGGAAUUCGAGUAUGAGGAAGUGGAAUUGUGUCGACUCAACAGCCAAGAGAAGUUGGGGUUAACUCUGUGCUACAGGACAGAUGAAGAGGAGGAUGUGGCCAUCUAUGUCAGUGAGAUCAGUCCCAACAGCAUCGCUGCCAGAGAUGGACGCAUCCGAGAGGGGGAUCGCAUUUUGCAGAUUAAUGGCCAAGAUGUACAAGACCGAGAAGAAGCAAUGGCUGCCCUCUCCAACGACGAGAGUAGGAACAUUGUCCUGCUGGUUGCCAGACCUGAGCUGCAGCUGGAGGAGGCCUGGCUGGAUGAUGAGCACAGUGAGUUCCUGGAGCAGCUGAAGAUGGAAAUGUUGGAGGAGCAGCAGAGAGAGGAGAUGGAAUUAGCUGCCUUGCAGGAGGAGCAGGAGAAUGAACAGAGAGCAGAAGAUGAUAAGCCCACCUGCUCCACACUCCCUCAUCAUAAGGACAGUGUACUGACUAUAAAAGACAGAAUGGAAAGCUCAGAGCAUAACGUCCUGGCACACAUCCAGAGACGUCUGUCCCAGUGCCUGAGAGACAGUCGGGACACACGCUGUACCACUGGCUCCACGCGGCUAGAGGACAAAGAGGAUGAGGACGAUGAUGAGACGGAGGGUGACCGUUUCCAGCAGCUCUUGGAGCUGAAGUGUCAAAUUCGUAACAGCGGCGAGUACGACCUGUUCUACAGCCGCCGUAGCACCAUUGAGUGCAGCAUGGGGGAGCAGGGCGGCGUACAGCAUGAGCUGCGUAUGCUCAACGAGGAGCUGCGCAGCAUCGAGCUUGAAUGUCAGAACAUCAUGCAGGCCCACAAGCUUCGUAAGGGCCAGCAGUCUCCCUCAACGGGCCGCUCUGCACCCUCCACCAAAAACCAAAGCCUCCACCGUGGCGAGCCCACAAGGGGUAAGCUGGCAGACAUUAAUGAGAGGCUGGAGAAAUCGGACAAGGACAGCUCCAGUGCCUAUAACACAGCAGAGAGUUCACGCAGUACCCCUCUGGCAAUGGACCGCUCCCCGGAGCACUCACUCCAGAGAAUGGUCAGUCUCACCAACCAGAGGAACCUCUGCAGCAGUCUUGCCACUGGUCACUCUCUUAGCCUGAGCCCCAUCCCAGCAUGCCGUGCUCCAGUCCCGGGCAAGAGCAGCAGCCCUGACCACAGCAAUCCUUCUGAGUCGGACCAGACACCUCAGGUUGAGGACGAGAGCAGAGGGACAUUAAAGACACAUGCUUGCCAGAUUCCUUACUUCUCUCCAUCCCACAGUUCCCAGCAAAGGCAGGCCAACAUCCCAGCUCAUGCCCGCCACUACCAGAGCUACAUGCAGCUGAUCCAGCAGCGCUCAGCUGUGGAGUACGCUCAGAGCCAGCUCAGCCUGCUAAGUGUGUGCAAAGAGCCUCAGAGGCCCAUUAUUGAGCCCAAGAUGGAGUGGAAGGUCAAGAUCCGCAGCGACGGCACCCGCUACAUCACUAAGAGGCCUGUGAGAGACAAGAUCCUGAGGGAGCGAGCCCUAAAGAUUAAAGAAGAGCGUAGUGGGGGAAUGACCACAGACGACGAUGCAAUGAGUGAAAUGAAGAUGGGAAGGUACUGGAGUAAAGAGGAAAGGAAACAGCACCUGGUCAGGGCAAAAGAACAGAGAAAAAGACGGGAGUUCAUGCAGCGUAGUCGGCUGGAAAGCUUGAGGGAGAAUCCUCAAAGCAGCAGCGAGGGUCGCAAGGAAGUCAGCAUUAUAGAGCUCAGCCACAAGAAGAUGAUGAAGAAACGCAACAAGAAGAUCCUGGACAACUGGAUGACCAUCCAGGAGCUGAUGACUCAUGGAACUAAGGCCCCUGAGGGAGCCAAGGUGAACAAUGCCUUCCUAUCAGUCACUACUGUAUAAAAAAAACAAACAAAAAAAAAAAACACACACAUUCUACCCCAUGCGGUAUAAUAUACUUGCCUCGUUCAAUGUGGCGUUUUUAUGAGGACAAUAGGAAUAUUUUUCACACUUUGUAACCCAAAAAGCAUUUUGUAAAGAAUUUAUCAGUGGUGUCAUGGCAUUUUCUUCAUGUUUUCCCAGUAUUGUUUUUCACAUCACUCUGCGGGAAAAACUUUUUUCUAUGAAAUUAUGACUAUAUAAUUAUUUUAUUACUUCGCACUAAACAUGUUUAUCUUUUCAAGCUUUUCAAGUCUAUUUUCAUAUUUAUGUUGUAAUCACAUUACUCAAGAUAGUUGUAUGAACAUCUUAAGAAAAGUUAAGUAUUUUUGGUUUGUGUAUUAUGUACGCUUGGCUAUUGCAAAACAUAAUGAAUCCGGCGGUCAGAUCUAUUUAUGCUUUAAAAUUGAAAUCAGUAAGUCUCAGUGUCAGGCUGUCAGUGCCCAGACAUGGCCAGUUUGUCCAACUAGUCAAACCACGCAGGUAUCACAAAGUUAUGAUAGCUUCAGUCAUAAUACUGUAUCACUUACAACUGGAAGAAUGUGUUUAAUCCCUAAAUCCUACUGAAUUUGAAAUAAAUUGGGAACGCCGUUUCAUUGGUCAAAUGUUUUUAUGCUCACAGACUUGGGUCACCCAAAUAUGAAAUUUUAAUGUCUUAUUGUUACUGUUAUUAAAUACAGAACAUUGCAACAACAAAUGUAUUCCAGCUCUAAAAAUCGAAUUAAAGAUGAGACUGAG
Seriola aureovittata is the source of this 3854-nucleotide messenger RNA. Its product is annotated as PDZ domain-containing RING finger protein 4-like. Lineage: Eukaryota; Metazoa; Chordata; Actinopteri; Carangiformes; Carangidae. Gene Ontology annotation, molecular function: protein binding. The coding region runs from base 348 to 3080 and encodes 910 amino acids. The transcript has 9 exons. The record is from RefSeq and is a predicted model, not a curated record.